Molecule: messenger RNA, 364 nt
Organism: Lingula anatina
Lineage: Eukaryota; Metazoa; Brachiopoda; Lingulata; Lingulida; Lingulidae
Product: ARL14 effector protein
Cellular component (GO): intracellular membrane-bounded organelle
Source: RefSeq, a predicted model, not a curated record
AAGAGUAGACGCAGACAAGAGCAGAAUGAGUCUUUUACCUGAUCAAUCGACAGGUGAAAACUCCAACCUCUCAAGCAUUUCUGCAUCUCGUCAGUCGGAGUCCGGGUCUUCAACAGCAGGAGGUUUUGACGCCAAUACACUGGACAGCAGCAAUUUGUGUGCCGUGUGUGGUAAAGUUGCUGAUGAGAACAGAAGGGUGAUCACUGCAGAGUACUGGAGGGAAAUAAGGCAGUUGUUUCCAGGGAAAGAAAACACAGAAAUCUCAAGCAGACAGAGUUUGAUAUGUACAGAGUGCCAUGUGGCCUGCUGUAGAAAGCGUGAAAAGGACAGACAUUCCCCCAUGGUGGUAGACGGUGAAGAUGGA